UUCGUGAACACACCCUGGGAGAACGGUCCAGUCAGCUGAACUCAGACCAAAACAAACUCAGAGCAAAAAUAUUUAUCCCCGACGCCAGACCUUAACACAGAUCGUUUCUAAAUGCCUGGGCGAUUAAACAAGAGGUGCGAGGAGGAGUAAUUUACCCACUUGCUUAAAGACGUAACUGGGCUUGUAGUGGUUGCUUAAAGUAGCUGUUGGCAAAGAUGCUAACGUUACAGUAGCUAACAGAAGCCGUUAGCUAACGGUAACGUUAUGCUAGGCGACCCAGCAACUGCAUAUGGGAGUAGAAGCUGCUGCUUCUGUUUUCUUCUAUCUAAGAGUGGCUUACCAGCUGGCUUAGUUAGGUAGUUAGUUAGUAAGGUGGGCUAACUAACAGAAACUGAUAACUGAAAUUUUGCGUUGCUUUUCUGCGUCGAAUAACAACUCAAGUAUGGGGAUGUGCUUACCGUGCCUUGGUGGAGCAGCGGACGACGUUGUUGUCACUCCAGAUCCCGAGACAAGAAGACGACAAUUAGCUGAGGCCGCCGAGAAGAGACAAAAAGAGACAACAUACAGGGGUGUCAAAAAUCCAGAAGCAGUCGAGAGGAAAAGGAAAAAACAGGAGGAGAUUGAGAAGCAGGCGAUGAGCUCCUCUGUGUCGGGUGGCGGUGGGCUGAAGUGGCAGGUGGGCUGAAACUCUCAACGGUGAAACCUGAAGUCUUGACCUUGGAGGCUGAAAGAAUAAGUAUCGCUGCAAGAUGACUUGAAAGGUGUUUGAACUACUGUCCACUUUUAAGAUUAAUUUCUUUGCCUCUUUUACAAUGUUAUGAGACAAACAGCUACAGUUGUCAUGCUCCAUGCAAAACAAUCUGAAGUGCUUACAGACAGAACAGCAGGUGAUACCCCCUUGUUGCCAAUUUAUACAAGCUGGUUUGGACCUUUGGAGUCAGGGAUGACGCAUCGCAUACACAUCUAGUGUAUUACACGAUUGAUUAGACAGUCUUACAGUGCUUAACAGUAGCUAACACAAAAGACCUUUACUUCUAUUGUCAUGUUAAAACUAAGCUAUUCUCAACACAAAAUUUUUUCACUUCAGCGUUUUUGCUUUUCAUCAACAAGGAACGACUGUACAUCCACAUCCAUCACCUGUAUUUUUGCUUUUUUUGUAUGACAGCUCCAACAAUCCGUUAUUAAAAUGAUGCAUUUCACAUCUCAAACAAUUUAUGUUUACAAAGAAACGUAAGUGUGCUUAUUGCAGGGUUCGUCUACCGUAAUAAGCAACCGGGUAACACUAACUUCACCUCGUUUUUGGCUCCAUUUGUUGGUGACACAAAGACUGGUGCAAACAAGUGCCAUAACUUGUUGGUUUGUACUGAACUCGUCAUGCACUUUGCUUGUCCCUGGGGUAUUUUUGAGAGAGGAUCUCACAUGGGAGUCCCUUUUUAUAAUGAGGGAGGCAACGUGAGGUGUCAAUGUUGAAAAUAUGUUUCACAAUCUGUCACCAUGGUGAGUGAAACAAAGAGAAUAUGUAAAACACUAAAGCCAGUCAAAAUGAAAAGGAUUUCCCCUGUGUUCAUGGCCUAUAGCACUCUGCUCUGGUCUCUGCUGUUGCUCAUCUAAUAGAGCCUUCUCUGUCUUGUUUCAUUAUCUGCACACAUAGUUUAUUGCAUUGAAUUAUAAUGUAUACAAACAUUGACGUGAUGCCUGCUUUAUUUAAAUGAGACAUGGAAUGUGUUUGUGUAUUGCCAUAUGACAAACAGAAGCUUUCAAUAGACAUCUAUUUGUCUACUUGCACAGUUUGUCAUAAUUUGGUGAAAAGCAAAUAUGCUUGCCCACUCUGUUGGGAGAGAAUCAUGUCAUUUACUGUAGUACCAGGGGGGAAAAUGAGGGAAAAGAAUAAGUGAAGUGUGUACAAUAUGUGAUGAAGUAUUUACUUUGACUUGCUUGAAUUGAGUGCAUUUAUUACAGCCUUCACUUGAUCCUUAAAUGCUUCCGGUGCUCUUGACAUUUUGUAGAACAGGAAAUCCAGCCAAUGUUAUUUGCUACAAUAAAACACAUUUCUGCUACUCUU
Messenger RNA from Acanthopagrus latus (yellowfin seabream), 2062 nucleotides. Its product is annotated as small VCP interacting protein. The transcript has 4 exons. Lineage: Eukaryota; Metazoa; Chordata; Actinopteri; Spariformes; Sparidae. The coding region runs from base 443 to 685 and encodes 80 amino acids. Gene Ontology annotation, biological process: positive regulation of autophagy; negative regulation of retrograde protein transport, ER to cytosol; negative regulation of VCP-NPL4-UFD1 AAA ATPase complex assembly. The record is from RefSeq and is a predicted model, not a curated record. Gene Ontology annotation, cellular component: endoplasmic reticulum membrane.